Colletotrichum higginsianum IMI 349063 is the source of this 807-nucleotide messenger RNA. Its product is annotated as RNA polymerase II mediator complex component Med8. Gene Ontology annotation, molecular function: transcription coregulator activity; RNA polymerase II cis-regulatory region sequence-specific DNA binding. The record is from RefSeq and is a predicted model, not a curated record. Gene Ontology annotation, biological process: regulation of transcription by RNA polymerase II. The transcript is spliced from 2 exons. Bases 1 to 807 code for a protein of 268 amino acids. NCBI's taxonomy places the organism in Eukaryota, Fungi, Ascomycota, Sordariomycetes, Glomerellales, Glomerellaceae. Gene Ontology annotation, cellular component: mediator complex; core mediator complex.
AUGGAGAAGCCCAAUGCCCUCGGAAUCUCCGCCGACGAAUUCAAAGCCAUUGAGCAGACGCGACAGCGCCUUUUCCAGCUGUCCAACAGCAUCCAGGGUUUGAAGAUUGACGUCCUGAAGAGCAACCCGCUCCCGCCCCCAUCAUCCCUUCAGGCGCAAUCCCAGAUCCUCCUCCGCAACCUGCAGUCCCUCCUCGAGACGCUGACGGAGAACACCCACGUCUUCCAGCACCUGCAUGUCUACCCGGACGUCGCGUACCCGGGCCGCGUGCACGAGAACAUCCUCCUGCAACUCCUCCGCAAGAAGCUCGAGCCGGGCGUCGAGGAGUGGGUCGAUCGCGGGCGCGAGGCUACGAGAGAGUUGCGUGCGUCUUCUUCCGAAGGCGGCGGUGCCGGCGCGGGCGAGGCCGGACUUGAAGAUGUCUGGCGUGGAGUGCGUGAGUGGACCGUUGAGCGCGUGCAGCGGUACGUCCUCGAAGAGGCCGGCGACGUCUACACCGAGGAGGAGCGCGAGCGCGGCAUUGAGAACGUGAGGACGGGACUGAAUCGGAAUCUCGAAGACGACGAGGAAGAAGAAGAGGAGAGCGAUGAGGAAGGUGGCGGUGAUGGAGGUGGUGAGGACGGUGAUAUCAUCAUGUCUGGGCAGGAUCAUCAUCAGCAGCAGCAGGCGAAGCCGCCGAAGCCAACGGGUCCCGAGCCCGAGAUGCUGUUUUGGUUCGAGGCGCGAGGGGACUUUGACUUGCCGCGGAACGUGGACCUGUUGAGCCAGGCGGGCACAAAGCGUGGGCAGAUGGGGGCGAGGAAGUAA